GCGUGCGAUGGAAAAAACUCCUUGACGGCAGCUGGGAAUAAUGCCUCUGCCCUCGCAGCUGAGGUACAAGUGAAUGGGAAGAUGCACUUGUUGAAACGUAGCCCUUGGCUGGGAUGUGAAACGUGCUGGUUCCCAGAACUGGCGUGCCAGUGCCAUCACGGCUUUGUCUUUCCCGUCUGCUCCGUGUGGGCUGAAGGCAGGCUAGGACUUCCCUUCCCGCUAGCUCAGCUGCCUAUGUGCUCUGGGCGUUCAGUGGAGCCCGCUCUGCCCAAAGGAAAAGUUUCUGAAUUUUCACCAAGUGAGAAGAGUGAUGACCAUCCUUUUCCUUACUAUGGUUAUUUCAUACUUCAGUUGCAUGAAAGCUGCCCCAAUGAAAGAAGCAAGUGUCAGAGGACAAGGCAGCUUGGCUUACCCAGGUCUUCGGACCCACGGGACUCUGGAGAGCCUAAGUGGGUCCAAUGCUGGCUCAAGGGGACUGACAUCACUGGCAGACACUUUUGAACAUGUCAUAGAGGAGCUUCUAGAUGAGGAUCAGGACAUCCAGCCCAGUGAAGAAAACAAGGAUGCAGACUUGUAUACAUCUCGGGUUAUGCUAAGCAGUCAAGUGCCUUUGGAACCCCCAUUGCUCUUUCUGCUUGAGGAGUACAAAAAUUACUUGGAUGCUGCAAAUAUGUCUAUGAGGGUCCGGCGCCACUCUGACCCAGCUCGUCGUGGGGAACUAAGUGUGUGCGACAGUACUAGUGAGUGGGUAACAGCAGCAGAAAAAAAGACUGCAGUGGACAUGUCUGGUGCAACAGUUACAGUCUUGGAAAAAGUCCCAGUACCCAAAGGCCAACUGAAGCAAUACUUCUACGAGACCAAAUGCAACCCCAAGGGUUACACAAAAGAGGGGUGCAGGGGCAUAGACAAGAGGCACUGGAAUUCCCAGUGCCGAACUACCCAGUCGUAUGUGCGAGCGCUCACCAUGGAUAAUAAAAAGAGAGUUGGCUGGCGGUUUAUAAGAAUAGACACUUCCUGUGUAUGUACUUUGACCAUUAAAAGGGGAAGAUAGUGGAUUCAUGUUGCAUAGAUUAUAUUGAGACAGAAUUAUCUAUUUGUAUAUAUACAUAACAGGGUAAAUUAUUCAGUAAAAAUAAUUUUAUGGACUGCAUGUAUAACUGAAGUUUAUACAGUACAGUGGUUCCACAGUCUAUUUAUUGAACAUAUCCAUGACCUGAAGGGGAACAAAAGUCAUUUGCGCACAACUUUAAAAAAAAAAGAGAAAAAAAAAAAAAAAAAAAAAGUCUGCAUUACAUUCCUCGAUAACAUUGUGGUUUGUUGCCGUUGCCAAGAAUUGAAAACAGAAAAAUUAAAAAAAAUUAAUAAAAUUGCAUGCUGCUUCAAUUGUGAAUUGAUGAUAAACUGUCCUCUUUCAGAAAAAAAAUUGAACCAAAACAUUCCGUUUACAUUUUAGACAGUAAGUAUCUUUAUUCUUGUUAGUAUUAUAUCUGUUUACUGCUUUAACUUCUGAUAGCGUUGGAAUUAAAACAAUGUCAAGGUGCUGUUGUCAUAGUUUUACUGUUUUUUGUUGUGUUUUUUUUUUUUUUUUUUUACUUUUAAAUUCCCACAUAGUUGGAAAAAAAGCCAGAAAAAUAUCAUUACCAUAUGUUCUGGAUAAAAUAUUUUUUUGUAUGUUGUGAAGGUGUUUGCAAUAUCAAAUCAGACUACUGACAAAAAAAAUUUAAAAAAAGGCAACUGAAAAAGAAUACUGAUGUUCCACUUCAUGCUACUGAACUUCAGGCUUAAAGACAGCACUUAUGUAACUGUCUGCCUCCUUUUUUCUUUUUUUAAAUGGCUUUCUUUUGAAAGACCUGCAUUUGCUUACAUAUUGUUUGUUUGUGUUUGAAGUUUUUUUUUCUCCCUUCCUCUCUUUGGAAGGAAAUUGAUUGCAAUCUCUAAAUAUUUCACUUCUCACCGUACAACUGGAGCUUGUCAUAUUGAAAAUAUCAAGAGUGUUGAGAGCAAUGACUUGAUGUAAUAAAAGACUUUUUGUGCUUGGAUCAAAUGUUUUGUUGAAGCAAAAUGAAAUUUCAUUAUAAAACAGUUUGGAAAGAGUCAAGUGACCCUAAAAGCUGGGAAGCCACAAGACGAGAUAAUAUGGGCCCAGUUCAGUAGUGAGUUACAAAGCCUUGGCUUGAGUGGGGCUGCUUGAGUAUAAAUCAGCACUGAAUUGGGUUCCAUGGGUUCAGUGGAAGAGCAGCAGCUUUGCCCUGUAUAUUAAUAUAUGUAGUACAACCUAUUGCUCCACUGGUGACCAUGAAAAUGUCUAAUAUGCUUUGGCCCAUGAGUUACUGGGAGAUAUAGUAGUAGAGAAGUUUAGAAUCCAGGCCAGAAGGACUCCUGAGGAUUGGCUUUGGAAUGAGGCAGAAAAGGCCUUGCACUAGUUUGAAAUAUCUAACACGCCUAAGAUAUUCUCAAGAGGUUCCAGUUCUAAUAGGCAGUAUAUGUCAACUUUAAUCUAGUAAACAAAUAUGAAAGUGGGAAAAUAUAAUGGUUUGAAAAAAAUAGGAAAAGCAGGAGUGAAAAUUACUUCUGGGAUAACUAAUACAAAAUGCACUUAGAUACAAAUAGCCAAUUGCAGCAGUCUCCUACUAAUAAUUAGUAUGACAUCAGUAUUUUUGAGUUAGAAGCUCAAAAGUUGAGCUCCCAGAACAAGACAGGAUAAGAAAUGUAUUUAUGGGCAAAGUAUAAUAAAGUUGCAUUUCUUUGCUGUAUUCACUGAUUUCUGGAAGGUGGGAAAUUCAAUUUAGCAACCUGAUUAACUAGCAUAAAUGGGUUCACUGAAGAAAGGUGUUUUAUCUGUAGCUGUAACUCAUGUAGGUGAAAUUGAGAGAGAGAAAUGACCAAAGCCAAGACACACACAUUUUGCAACAUUCUAUCCAGAAUUUCAUAUUGGCAAAACUUGUGUACUCUUUUGCAUUUCUGAUCAAAGUCAUUUGAGAUUGGGAUUGUGUCAGGAACUUUGAAAGGUAUUCAUGGAUUAUAUGUUCCAUACUUAGCCUAACUCAUUAAUUGGUACACAAGUAGAUUCAAUCCCAUAAACCUAUACCAUCACUCCUAUCAGCCAAAGAUAUUUAAUAAGUGCUCCUUAAAAGUAAAUGAACUUUGGAUCUGUUCCUUCAUUAGCAGAAGUGACUACCAGAGUUGACCCCCUCUGCACACUGAUAACUUCAUUCUCCAUCUACCUUUUCCAUCCUAGCAACUGCUAUGGGCUUUCACUAUCAUAAGAAAACACACACACACGCAACUUCAUCUGAACUUCCUGGACCUCAGAUUUUAGGCCUUAUUGGGAGAGUUCAGGUACUCCUACUCCUAAAUGGAAACUAGAAAUGGAAAAGGUCCCACCCAAAUAGAAAAGAUCAACUUUUUGAAUUUACAUACUGAAGGAUGAUGGGGGUGGGAGGGAGGAUUUUAUUUAAUCAAAACCAGCUGACCCACCACCAGCCUUUAUAUUGACCUUUACUAGAGUCAGGAUUUCAUCCACAGUGAGCAACUGAUUCAAUUUCAGUUGCAUUUUAGGUGGCUUACUGCCUCAUCACUUUUUUCCAAACCAUAAAAAUUAGAAAGACAAAUGCCUAGAAAAUGGGAAGGGGUUAAAUUAACCAGUGUAUAGGAAGUAGAUUAUUUAUCUACCUUGGCACCAGAAAGACAAAUGAUAGGAAUCUAAUUUGAAAAAAGCAUAAAGCAUAAUUCAUGCUUGAAAGAAUAUAAGAUUAGUGAUCAGCCAGAGUUACCUGCAGGCAGGUUUUCACUCGAGCAAAACUCCCAGGCUGGUUUAAGCCAGAAGUGUCAUUAAAUGUUUGUAGAGCCUUAACAACUAGAUUGAUCUAUGUCUAGAUCCUGCCACUUUCAUACUUACUAGGUGAAAUUAAUGGAGCUACUCAUGGAGUUGCUGAGCACUCGAACUAGUUUCAAAGUGUGGCCUAAAAUGUUUUAAAAACUAGUUAAACAUAUUUUUUUUAAUUAGGGUUUCUAUUUCAGGUGGGGACAAAAGGAAACUAUUCUAAACUCUACAGGUAUAUAGUGUGACACAAUAUUCCCUAAAAUAUUGGUAUUUAUAAUUUCUGCAAAAUGAAAUAGGCAAUUAGACUACAGUCCCAUGGCUGUUGCAUGCCAGACCUAGCACAUACAUGAUCACAGGCUUGGCAGUUUUAGUCGAAAUGAGGUUUUAAAAAAAAAAGUCACUUAAUUGAAGUCUUGCUGCUGUGA
Alligator sinensis (Chinese alligator) is the source of this 4248-nucleotide messenger RNA. It is a transcript of the gene BDNF, whose product is annotated as brain derived neurotrophic factor. Lineage: Eukaryota; Metazoa; Chordata; Crocodylia; Alligatoridae. Gene Ontology annotation, biological process: nerve development; cell surface receptor protein tyrosine kinase signaling pathway; regulation of neuron differentiation. The coding region runs from base 311 to 1051 and encodes 246 amino acids. The record is from RefSeq and is a predicted model, not a curated record. Gene Ontology annotation, molecular function: nerve growth factor receptor binding; growth factor activity. The transcript has 2 exons.